GUACUCCCAUCUAAUGGGAGCAUACAUGAAAGAUACAUGUGAGGAGCCACAAGACAUAGACAUACAUGUCCGUUACUAUAUGGUUGGGGGCCGCACAGAAUAGUAUUAAGGAACGCAUGUGGCCCCUGGGCGGCAGGCUGUGCACCCCUGCUCUAAGUCUAUGCAGAGGAUUUAGAGCUUUGUAUCUACCACGAGACGUUAUCAGCAAAUCCUGUAAGUUUCUCGGUUCAGCCUCCUUGGAUCCCGCAGAUGACGAACAGAUUGAGAUCCAGUGAAUCUGGAGACAAGUCAUCACCUUGAUCUCUGUCAUGUUUCUCAUUCCUGGACAGUAUUUGCAGUGUGGUCAGGGCCUUCUUCACUGAAAGAGGCCACUGCUAUUAGGGAGCACCGCUGCCAUGAAGGGGGGGUUCUUGUCUGUGCAAUGGUUAGGUAGGUGGUUCAUAUCAUCCACAUGCCAGGACUCAAGGUUUCCAGCAGAACAUUGUCCAGAGCUUCACAUUGCCUCCAUUGGCUUGUCUUCCUCAAAUAGGGCACCUGGUGCCAUCACUUCCCCGGAUAAGUGAUGCAUACACACCCAUCCGUCCACAUGAUGUAAUGUGAUAAAUCAGACAAGGCCGUCUUCUUCCCAUAGCGCACCUGGUGCCAUCGCUUCCCCAGGUAAGAGACGCACACGCACCUGGCCUUCCACGUGAUGUAACCUGAUUCUGAGACCAAGCCACCUCAUUGCUACAUGGUCCAGUUCCAGGGGGUGGACAGGGGUUAGCAUGGGCACUGGGGUAAGCUGUGAUGUCCCCUGUGUCCUGACACCUUUCUAUCACAGAAAGCAGGAAAGUUGUCAGCAAUUUGUGCAGUAAAUUGUGGGACCGGACCAGACAGGCAAGCCUUCAUUCCCCACACACUUCAAUGAGCCGUGGCUGCCCAUGACCCUAUAACAGGUUGUCCUUUCUUGGACCACUUUUGGUAGGUACUAACCACUGCAUAUGGGGAACAGCCCACAAGGCCAGCCAUGGAGAUCCUUAGACAAUAUUCUUCCCUCAAAUGUUUUGAGGUCGCUGCUUCUAUAAAAUUGCUUGCGUAAAGUUUUUUAUCCUCGUCCUCCAUUCAUUUUGCCAUCUGAACCCUGAUGAGAUGAUGGCUGGGAGCUGUCACAUGAGAGACGUCUUCGAAUGCAGAGAGGUUACCAGCCUUGUGACAUCUUCCGUUCCUCUCCCUUGUCACGGUCUAUUUAUAUCGCAGCUUUGGCUCCGGGAGGCUUCCAUAUCUGGAGCAAGAGAGGAAAAGGCAGAUCCAACAGGCCCCAAAUGAAGCGACACCCGCAGCAGAGGUACAUGAGGAGUAAUGCAGCAGAGGUACAUGAGGAGUAUUGCAGCAGAGGUACAUGAGGAGUAUUGCAGCAGAGGUACAUGAGGAGUAAUGCAGCAGAGGUACAUGAGGGGUAAUGCAGCAGAGGUACAUGAGGAGUAAUGCAGCACAGUUCACGACUUCGGAUCAUCUCAGCCUAGAAGUAAUUUUGAGCUGGUUGAAAUCUUUACCUUUCGAAACGUAACUAUUGUCCGACUCCACCAUUUCUAAUCAUGGAGAUGGACUUUGAUAUCAGAAGCAAACACCAACAUAGCAAUAAACUAUUGGAACAUAUCAACAGGAUGCGUGCUUCAGCGGAGCUCAUUGACAUAGUCCUGGUUGCUGAGGGACAGAAAUUUCCAUGUCAUCGGGUGGUGUUGGCGUCAUUUAGUCCAUAUUUUAAGGCCAUGUUCACAUGUGGUUUGGUGGAAUGUAACCAAACGGAAGUGACUCUCCAUGACAUCACUGCUGAAAGUGUCUCAAUCAUCUUGGAAUACAUGUACACGUCACAACUCUCUAUCAACAACCAAACCGUCCAAGGAGUGGCCACCGCUGCCUAUUUCAUGCAGGUGGAUGAUGUCUUCAAGAUGUGCCAGGCUUACAUGAUGGACCAUAUGGAUGCAUCAAACUGCAUUGGGAUCUUCUACUUUGCCAAGCAAAUAAGUGCAGAUGACUUAGAAGAAAGGUCCAAGAAAUACUUACAUCAACACUUUAGUGAGGUUGGCCUCCAUGAGGAGAUACUAGAAGUUGAUUUUCAGCAGUUGAUGGCAAUGAUCAUGUCCGAUGACCUCAAUGUUUCUCGAGAAGAGAGCAUCCUAGACCUAGUUCUAAGAUGGGUGAACUAUGACAAGAAUUUAAGAUCCCAACACCUUAUUGAUCUCUUGAAACAAGUCAGAUUACUUCUUGUGAGCCCAUCUUUCCUUCGAGAAGCUAGGAAGAGGAACACCAUCCUCUUGUGUAAUGCCCAGUGCUACGACAUGGUUGAACAGGCCCUAGAAACCAUUGAGAAAUCUACUCAAGUCUCUCUAAGUCUCCGUUAUGGAAUGGAGACCACAAAUCUUCUCCUCUGUCUUGGCAAUAACGCCUCAGGCAUCAGGUCAAAAUAUGGAAGUUAUGGAGAUGCCAGUUUCUGCUAUGCUCCUGCAACAGGGAAAAUGUGUUAUAUGCCAUCUCCAAAACAAGGAGAGGUGCUGGGCUCGGUGUUGACGGGUGUGGUGACUGAAAACAAUGAUAUCAUAUUGGCUGGUGAAGCAACGGCUGUGAGGUUGUCCAGGCAAAAGAAUAGCUGUAUAGAGAUCUGCAGGUACCACAACCGAGGCAACUACUGCUGGGAAAAGCUUUGCACCGCCGAGCACCGGGAGCUGUAUGCUUUGGGCGGUGUUCAAAAUGAACUCUACCUGAUUGGAGGUCAAAUGAAGCUGAAAAACCAAUAUGUCGUUACCAACUGUGUGGAAAAAUACCUGGCAGAUAAGGACACCUGGAGGAGCGUGGCACCGCUACCCCUUCCGUUGGCUUGCCAUAAAGUGGUUACUCUCAACAAUAAGCUCUAUGUGAUGGGUGGAUGGACACCACAGAUGGAUCGCCCAGAUGAUGAACCCGAUCGAUUGAGUAACAGAAUGUUGCAGUACGACCCAGUCACUGAUAAAUGGAAACCGCUGGCGCCAAUGAACUAUUCCAAGUAUCGAUUCAGCGUCGCUGUGGUUAAUGGUGAAAUCUUUGUCUUGGGUGGCAUCGGCUGCUUUGGACCCGACAAAGGACAGGCCCGAAAGUCUCUUGAUGCGGUGGAGAUUUAUAACGUGGAUGGGGAUUUCUGGAGAGAAGGUCCGGCUAUGCCUUACCCGCUCCUCGGCCUGAGAAGUAACGGCAGCAGUGCCGGAGCCGUGGAUGGGAAGCUGUAUGUUUGCGGAGGGUUUCGUGGAGGAGAUCGACACGAGGUGAUCACAAAGGAGAUUCUGGAGCUUGACCCAUGGGAAAACCAAUGGAACACAGUCUGCACCCGGGCCCCCAUGCAUGACUCCUAUGAUGUCUGUCUGGUUGCGACACUGAACCCCCGAGACCUGCUCCCUCCUCCACGGGACCUACUGGAGAGUAGGAGGGGAUGCCAGCUACCUCCUCCCUGACAGAUGAGAAGACAGCUACCUCCUCCCUGACAGAGGAGAAGACAGCUACCUCCUCCCUGACAGAUGAGAAGACAGCUACCUCCUCCCUGACAGAUGAGAAGACAGCUACCUCCUCCCUGACAGAUGAGAAGACAGCUACCUCCUCCCUGACAGAUGAGAAGACAGCUACCUCCUCCCUCACAUAUGAGAAGACAGCUACCUCCUCCCUCACAAAUGAGAAGACAGCUACCUCCUCUCUGACAGAUGAGAAGACAGCUACCUCCUCCCUGACAGAUGAGAAGACAGCUACCUCCUCCCUGACAGAGGAGAAGACAGCUACCUCCUCCCUGACAGAUGAGAAGACAGCUACCUCCUCCCUGACAGAUGAGAAGACAGCUACCUCCUCCCUGACAGAUGAGAAGACAGCUACCUCCUCCCUGACAGAUGAGAAGACAGCUACCUCCUCCCUGACAGAUGAGAAGACAGCUACCUCCUCCCUCACAUAUGAGAAGACAGCUACCUCCUCCCUCACAAAUGAGAAGACAGCUACCUCCUCCCUGACAGAUGAGAAGACAGCUACCUCCUCCCUGACAGAUGAGAAGACAGCUACCUCCUCCCUGACAGAUGAGAAGACAGCUACCUCCUCCCUCACAGAUGAGAAGACAGCUACCUCCUCCCUCACAGAUGAGAAGACAGCUACCUCCUCCCUGACAGAUGAGCAGACAGCUACCUCCUCCCUGACAGAUGAGAAGACAGCUACCUCCUCCCUGACAGAUGAGCAGACAGCUACCUCCUCCCUGACAGAUGAGAAGACAGCUACCUCCUCCCUGACAGAUGAGAAGACAGCUACCUCCUCCCUGACAGAUGAGAAGACAGCUACCUCCUCCCUGACAGAUGAGAAGACAGCUACCUCCUCCCUGACAGAUGAGAAGACAGCUACCUCCUCCCUGACAGAUGAGAAGACAGCUACCUCCUCCCUGACAGAUGAGAAGACAGCUACCUCCUCCCUGACAGAUGAGAAGACAGCUACCUCCUCCCUGACAGAUGAGAAGACAGCUACCUCCUCCCUCACAUAUGAGAAGACAGCUACUUCCUCUCUCACUUAUGUCCCUAUGAAAUGACACUGUUACCCAAGUCUAGAGCCAAAUUUCUGCAACCAGAAGCUUCUUUCUCUGCCGCUCUAGCCCCCUUCUUCUGCCGCGGUCCUUCUGGAUUAGGUCUUGGCUCUCCUACUCUGUCUGCAUGGCAGCCUCACAUUGCAAAUGCACCCAAAGAUGAUGGUGGGCCUGGUGGCAUAUUUAAAGGGGCAUCAUCCUGCCCUGUCUUCCUGUGCUAUUGUUCCUGGUUCUCCUGAUCCUGACCUCAGCUUAGUUUCUGGACAUGGCUUCUGCCUCACCAUUGCGUCUAUCUGCCUAGUACUUGUUCUUCUACUCCAAGCCCUGACCCUUAGCUUUAUUCCUUGUCCAGGCUCCUGUCUCAUCCUUGAGUCUGUUGCAUCCUGACCACUCUCCUUGUAACAACCCUUGGCUCUGUUCCCGACUACAGCCUGAGCACUACUAAUACCAAGGCAUAACUAUUUUGGAGCGGCGACCUUCAGGAUCUUCCUGUAGCUAAAUCCAUACCUCCUUGUGGGGCUUGUCUCAUUUUAUUGAUAGAGAUGUGGAUAUCAUUCUUCAGAAGUCAAGAUGGUCCCCAUUGUCUUCAGCUCUCGGACAACGCCUUAUUUAUUCAAGUUGGAAGCAAAGCACAAAGGGUUUGCCUAUCUAAGAGGACUCUCCUCACUGAUGUGUCGUGUAUG
Messenger RNA from Bufo bufo (common toad), 5238 nucleotides. It is a transcript of the gene KBTBD12, whose product is annotated as kelch repeat and BTB domain containing 12. Lineage: Eukaryota; Metazoa; Chordata; Amphibia; Anura; Bufonidae. Gene Ontology annotation, molecular function: protein binding. The transcript has 7 exons. The record is from RefSeq and is a predicted model, not a curated record. Bases 1575 to 3461 code for a protein of 628 amino acids.